GUGGAUUUACCGACACGCCGACGCGAAUGGAAAAAGGUCGGUGUUUUUUCCAUGUCCGCUGUACAUUCGUCGCUUCCCGAUUGCAACAAGGUUUGGAUAUAUUCAAAUUGACUCCACCGCCUUCCCGAUCGGAAUCAGAAUACAUUGUUUAAAAAUGAAGCAUCUAAUUUGUUUCUGAGUUUUUGUUGUUGCGGAUCAAAAUCAAGCGGGGAACGGAAAGCAAAGGAUGAAUGCAAUCAGAGACAAACUAUACGAUAAGCUUUCGAGUUUGUUUUCGGAUUCGCAGGCGCCUAAAGAGGCGCUAGAUCGAGAAUCUCCGACUAUAAAAUGCACGGAGGAUGAAAAGUCACAAAGUUCUGUACUUGCUUUCUUUCUACCCUCAGCAAGUCCCAAUUGGUUAAAGCAAAAUUCGCCUACAAAUGAGGUUCAAUCUCCCCGAUCAGAUUCAUUUAAAUGGAGAAGUAGAAGCUUCUCUUUGAAAGACAAGCCCUUGGAUAGGCCUAUGGAAAAUGACGACAGAUAUGGAACAAAGGAAGACAUAUGGUUGCAUGAAGAAAACGAGAAACACAGUUCCGCCAGUGGCCAUUUAGAAAAUGGAGAACCAGGCUCUGGGACGAGCACAAGUGGCAGCUCUGAUGUGUUCGAAGAUUUCAUGACCCCACAUACUUUUGAGAAGCCCAUGCCCGGCCUCAUGGAAGAAUCUCUUUUCAUUACUCCUGAUUUGUAUCGGUUCUUCGAGGCAUCCCUUCCUAAUAUAGUGAGAGGCUGUCAGUGGGUCCUGAUGUACAGUACGGUAAGAGAUGGCAUAUCACUACAAACACUCUUCCGGAAGAGCAAUGGCGCUACUGGUCCUUGUUUAUUGAUUACUGGCGAUAAAAAAGGUGCUGUUUUAGGUGGGUUAAUCGAAUGCCCCCUGAAACCCACUGCAAAAAGGAAGUAUCAAGGAACAAAUCAAAGCUUUGUAUUCACUACACUAUAUGGCGAGCCAAGGAUAUUCAGACCAACUGGGGCAAACAGAUACUUCUAUUUGUGCUUGCACGAUUCACUUGCUCUCGGAGGAGGUGCAAACUUUGCUCUGUUCUUGAAUGAAGAUCUAUUAACUGGAAGAAGUGGGCCUUGUGAGACGUUUGGAAACUUGUGUCUAGCUCAUGACGAGGAGUUUGAACUAAAGAAUGUAGAGCUGUGGGGUUUUACGCACUCGUCUCAGUACCUUCAUUGAAGAAAAAGAACAUAUAUUUUCUUCGCCCUUGGACGGUUUUACAAGGAACCGAUUCUUUUAUUGUAUUGCAUUGUGAAAUAAGUUGUGGAUCAGACUUAUCCUAAGUUUUCAGGUGUUUUUCAACACAAUUCGUUUGUAGUGAAAUCUAUUAUUGUUGUCACAACUGUGCUUCAUUGUAUUUUAAAGGGUUUAUUUUAAAUGCCUCUAUGAAUGUCUUUGGCUUUAUCAA
This is a messenger RNA of Andrographis paniculata, 1448 nucleotides long. RefSeq lists its product as uncharacterized. The transcript has 8 exons. The record is from RefSeq and is a predicted model, not a curated record. Lineage: Eukaryota; Viridiplantae; Streptophyta; Magnoliopsida; Lamiales; Acanthaceae. Bases 227 to 1219 code for a protein of 330 amino acids.